Molecule: messenger RNA, 1341 nt
Organism: Lipotes vexillifer (Yangtze River dolphin)
Lineage: Eukaryota; Metazoa; Chordata; Mammalia; Artiodactyla; Lipotidae
Gene: KRT15
Product: keratin 15
Biological process (GO): epithelial cell differentiation; intermediate filament organization
Cellular component (GO): cytoskeleton
Molecular function (GO): structural molecule activity
Source: RefSeq, a predicted model, not a curated record
AUGAGCACCACAUUUCUGCAGACUUCUUUCUCCACCUUUGGGGGUGGCUCGACCUGGGGGGGUUCCCUCAUGGCUGGGGGGGGGGGCUUUGGUGGGGGGAGUCUCUAUGGGGGAGGGGGGAGCCGCAGUAUCUCAACUGCUUCCGUCAGGUUUGUCUCCUCGGGGUCAGCAGGGGGCUAUGGGGGUGGCUUCAGUGGAGGGGCUGGUAGUGGUUUGGGUGGAGGCUUUGGUGGAGGCUUUGGUGGUGGCUUUGGUGACUUCGGCGGUGGCGGCCUCCUCUCUGGCAACGAGAAGCUCACCAUGCAGAACCUCAACGACCGCCUGGCCUCCUACCUGGAGAAGGUGCGCGCCCUGGAGGAGGCCAACGCUGACCUGGAGGUGAAGAUCCGCGACUGGUACCAGAAGCAGAGCCCGACCAGGCCGGAGCACGACUACAGCCCCUACUUCAAGACCAUCGAAGAACUCCGAGACAAGAUCCUGGCGGCCACCAUCGACAACUCCCGGGUUAUCCUGGAGAUUGACAACUCCAGGCUGGCUGCGGAUGACUUCAGACUCAAGUACGAGAACGAGCUGGCCCUGCGCCAGAGCAUGGAGGCCAACAUCAACGGCCUGCACAGGGUGCUGGAUGAGCCGACCCUGACCAGAGCCGACCUGGAGCUGCAGACUGAGAGCCUGAACGAGGAGCUGGCUUACCUCCGGAAGAACCACGAGGAAGAGAUGAAGGAGCUCAGCAACCAGCUGGCCGGCCAGGUCAACGUGGAGAUGGACGCAGCACCGGGCGUGGACCCGACCCGCGUGCGGGCAGAGAUGAGGGAGCAGUACGAGGCCAGCGAGAAGAACCGCCGGGAUGCCGAGGCCUGGCUCUUCAGCAAGACAGAGGAGCUGAAUAAGGAGGUGGCCUCCAACACAGAGAUGAUCCAGACCAGCAAGACGGAGAUCGUAGACCUGAGACGCACGGUGCAGGGGCUGGAGAUGGAGCUGCAGUCCCAGCUCAGUAAGAAAGCCGGGCUGGAGAGCACGCUGGCGGAGACCGAGUGCCGCUACGCCCUGCAGCUGCAGCAGAUCCAGGGCUUCAUCAGCAGCAUCGAGGCCCAGCUGAGCGAGCUCCGCAGUGAGAUGGAGUGCCAGAACCAGGAGUACAAGAUGCUGCUGGACAUCAAGACGCGGCUGAAGCGGGAGAUCGCCACCUACCGCAGCCUGCUGGAGGGCCAGGACGCCAGGAUGGCUAGCAUUGGUACCAGAGAAGCCUCCCUGGGAGGUGGUGGCAGCGGCAAAGUCCUCAUCAACGUUGAGGAGUCAGUGGAUGGGAAGGGGGUUUCUUCUCGAAAGAGAGACAUCUAA